AUAGACAUGAAAAAAACUGAAAAAGAAUGUGUUUUUGGAAAAUACCUACACCCUAAAAACAAACUUUGGAUUUACAAUCUCAGGUUUAUGGAAAGCCAUCUUCAUCCCUGGCUUUCCACCAAGGGGAAAAAAAUCAUUAAACCCAGAGUAGAAGAAUAAAGAUGAGGCUGCGUGUUGAAUUGAAGCCAUUUUUUCUUAUACCACCUUUCUUCCUCAUUUUAUCAACCUUCUUUUCAUCUUCGCUUGGACAGAAUGUAAAUGGUAAUUUGCCAGUGCCUUUAGACGCCGGUAAUUUGCCGGUGCCAGUUAAUGGUAAUAUACCAACGGCAGUCAAGGAUGGUAACGUGCCAAUUCCAGGCAUGGAUGGUAACAUGCCAAUGCCAGGCAAGGAUGGUAAUAUGCCAAUGCCAGGCAUGGCUGGUAAUUUGCCAAUGCCAGGCAUGGCUGGUAAUUUGCCAAUGCCAAUGCCAGGCAUGGAUGGUAAAUUGCCUGGCAUGAAAGUGCCAUUCGAUGAUAAAUUUUCAGGAAUGGUGGGUUCGGUGAGGGAUAAAAUGGAAAAGGCUAAAUCAGGGAAUGGAACUUACAUAGUAUUAGCCGAGAAACAAACACGCAGGAGAGACCCUCUAGACCGUUUACAUUAUUAUACAGGUGGAUGGAACAUUACUAACAAACAUUACUAUGCUUCCGUUGCUUUUAGUUCUUUUCCUUUCUUAGCCAUUGCUUUGGUCUGGUUCGCGCUGCUUGGUGUGCUUAUAGUAUGUGCUUGCUGCUGCUGCAGCAAACACAACAACAUGUCCUAUGCUUAUCCUCCACUUGCUUAUAUACUUAUUCUAAUCUUUCUCAUACUUUUCACCACCACAGCAAUUGUUGGAUGUGGUAUAAUGUAUGAUGGAGAAGCAAGGUUCCUGGAAACCGUAUAUGAAGCAGCAAAAUACAUAGUGAAUCAAGCGAAGAAAGUCUCCAAUGGUCUUACAAACGUCUACCUUUAUCUUUAUUCAGCCAAGAGUGUUUCUUUGAACCAACAAUUUCUACCACCUGAAAUCAUAACCCAGAUCGAUACGGUCACCUCUCAAUUGAAUGCCUCAAAGGACUUGCCUUAUAAUACAUCCGCAAAUAUUUUGGAUUCCUUGCCCAAAGUUCUCACCCCUGUGAACCUGACUUUGAUCUUAAUCACAGCUACCAUGCUUCUAGUGGCAUUUAUUGGAUUCUUGUUUUCGCUUUUUGGCUUGCAAACUUUGGUGUACAUAUUCGUGGUGAUUGGAUGGAUCAUUGCAUCUCUGGCAUUUGUCUUGUGUGGUGCAUUUCUAGCUUUCCACAACUUAAUGGCAGAUACAUGCAUUGCAGUGGACGAAUGGGUUCAAAACCCCAUGGCUGGUUCAGCCAUUAAGUCACUUCUUCCUUGUGUGGAUAGUGAAUUUGGCAAAAAUGUGACGGAUGCAAGCAAAUUAGUCACCAAUGGUAUUGAUACUCUGCUGAACCAUCAUGUUUCUCUUAUAGCCAAUGCCAACAACCUCCCUCCAGAUGCAAAACCUCUUUACUACAAUCAAUCUGGUCCAUUAGUACCAAUCAUUUGUGACCCAUACAUGGUGGAACAGACUAAACAAUGUGGUGAGGGUGCAGUACCCUUGGGAAAUGCAAUACAGGAAUGGAACAAAUAUGUAUGUCAAGUAUCUGGAGCUGGCAUUUGCAGCACAACAGGACGGUUGACCCCUGACUUGUACAAGCAGAUGAGUGCAGCUGUUAAUGUGAGCUAUGCAUUGUACAGUUAUGGUCCCUUCCUUGCGAGCCUAGUAGAUUGCUCCAUGAUCCGAGACACUCUUAAGGACAUGCACCAGCAUCAUUGUCCAGGGCUAAGGAAACAAAGCCAACGGGUUUAUAUCGGCUUGCUGGUUGCAACGGUUUCGGUGAUGUUCUGUUUGUUCUUCUGGGUGUUUUACGGUAGAGAAAGACGACAUCGAAAGCAUAACAAGACGACAUCGAAAGUUGAAACUCCUCCUGUUAAAGAAUAGGGAUUUCAGUUGCUGGAGUCGUGUUUGUAGAGUUAAACGAUUGCUGUCGUGGACACUUGCGAUGAAUGCCGAAAACUUGUGUAUAGUUACAUAUACACAAAUGUGUAAAUGUGUUUGAUUAAGGAGGGCAUCAUAGCUGAAAACUUGUGUAAAUGUAACUAUAUAAAAAAAGAUGUGCAUACUGUUUGCUAUAUGGAGAAAUGGGCAUGAAUACGUAUCUAUAAAUAUAUGCCAUCAUUUUUGCAACUCUUCCAAA
This is a messenger RNA of Gossypium arboreum, 2265 nucleotides long. RefSeq lists its product as uncharacterized. NCBI's taxonomy places the organism in Eukaryota, Viridiplantae, Streptophyta, Magnoliopsida, Malvales, Malvaceae. Bases 162 to 2009 code for a protein of 615 amino acids. The transcript is spliced from 9 exons. Gene Ontology annotation, cellular component: plasma membrane; plasmodesma. The record is from RefSeq and is a predicted model, not a curated record.